UGGCUACGGUGGCUGCGGCGGUAGCGGUGUCAGAGGAGGAAGAAGAGGUCCGCGACAUCGACUGGCGGCGGCGAAUGGCGAUAUUUCGUCUGGGGCCGCGUCGCGUGUGUGUAUCAUCGGGCCCUCGCGUGCAUCGAGUACGUUCUCUUGGUGGUGCUUGGGGAGCUGGAGCAGCGGGGCAACGGUACAGCCGCUAGUAUGUCCAUUUUGAAGCAGUAAAGGGACGGCUUACCGUCCGUCCAGUGGUUAGCGAAAUGUAGUGCGCGUGCAUGGGAUCGCUGUGGUGCAGCGCCGAGAAGGGUCAGCAAUCAUAGGGGAGAUUUUGCGGAGCCAAGGCAAGGAGGAAGGAUGGCUUUCCUCUGCCCGGUGCGCAUACGCCGUGGCAAAAAAAAGAAACUGGGAGCGCACAAUUUUACUUUGGAAAAGGAUGGCCUGGGUGGACCUGGUAUGGGCUUAUCCAAUAGAGUGCCAUUACCACCGGGUCGUAUUACUGGAAGCGCUAGUAUUGAAACACUUGUAAGAGUGGGCAUUGAAAAAGAAAAUGGACUUUCUCCUGACAGUAAAAUGGUCAUUAUACACGAUUUUACUCCAUGUGUCGAUGAUGAACUUCAAGUUAAGAGAGGCCAGGUGGUGAAUGUGCUAUAUAGAGAAAAUGAUUGGGUAUAUGUCAUUGCUGCUGAUACCAGAAUGGAGGGUUUUGUUCCUCAUUCGUAUUGUGCUCCUUACACAUCUCAAUUGGCAGAGACAACAUUGGCGCUUAUAAAUAACGUAAAGAAAAAAUUACCUCGUUCAAUGGAUGAUGGAGAUCUCCUUAGCUCUGGGAGAUCUCAAGGUCUGGAUAAUCAGCAAACAGAUACUGGUUCAGCUUCCGAUUGUGAAAGUUACGCUCGAAAUAUUACAACCGCUGAUAUAAAUGUGAACCAGUCAAUUUCUCAAUCCCAGAAUUCAAUUCAAACCACGCAGUCCCAGCCUGACGUUCAUCCAUUCUUCAAAGAUCCAUCAGCUGGAAGGUAUAUUGUUCUGUACACAUUUGUGGCUAGAGAUGAAAAUGAUGUAAGCGUAGAGAGAGGAGAAUUUGUUACGGUACUGAAUCGAGAUGAUCCAGAUUGGUUCUGGGUACUAAGACACUGCGACGGUAACGAAGGCUUUGUGCCAUCUGGUUUUGUGUAUCCAGGCCAUGUGCUUCACUCAUACACAACUACUGGAACAACAACGACAACGACAACCACCUCAAUUUCUGGAGAAACCCAUAAUUUAGGUGCAGGCAACGGGAAUGCAAUGGGUAACGAACAGUUACAACAAAAGGAUACGAGGGACUUCCGGGAUGAGACGACCGGUACCGAAUUAGUUGUACUUUAUGACUAUAAGGCGCAGGCGCCGGACGAUUUAUCCGUAAGACGAGCCGAUUGGAUUUACGCGGAUCUAGGCAAUCAAACCGUCGACGGAUGGCUUUGGGCGUAUGCACCGAAAACGAGAAAAUACGGUUUCAUUCCCAAGGCGUACGCACGCCCUCCCGCCAUGACUAGUUUAUAAAUAAUGCAGUUCGUAAUUCAUUGUAUUUAUAUAUUUUAUACUUAUCCUCUAAAUAAUACAAAAUUUCUAUCAAUGUUCCUGUAUAUGGAUGUCAAUUACAUUUUCUAAGCAAUUGGUUAUCAAUUUUUUUCUCACGAAAGAAUGUAACGGAUUAGAAUUUUGCAAUGCAAGCCCUAUUAAAAUCUUUUGUUUUGUUAACAACAGGGAAUUUUAAAUGUAUUAAUAAUUAAAAGUUUUCAACUGCGUGUCUUAUAUAAAUGUGCCUAGUAUUAUGAAAGAAAGGGGAUCAUACCUCGUAAGUCAAUGUAUCGAACAUUGAUGUUUAAAGUUUUAUAUCCAGACAUUAUUCGGUUAAGAAAUUCGUCGUGGGGUAUAGCACAAUCGCCAAUGAGGAAGAUUUCUCUUGGUUUCUCAAAAGUGUGCAAGAAAUUUAUUGGACCAGUUAUGUCAAUGAGCGGAGAGACUUGUUGUCGAUGCUGUCGAUGACCUAUACAUAUAUAGAUAUAUGUUUAAAUUUUAUGUACUCGUUUUUACAAAAUAUGUAUGCGCG
Ceratosolen solmsi marchali is the source of this 2083-nucleotide messenger RNA. Its product is annotated as Dachs ligand with SH3s. The transcript has 5 exons. The record is from RefSeq and is a predicted model, not a curated record. NCBI's taxonomy places the organism in Eukaryota, Metazoa, Arthropoda, Insecta, Hymenoptera, Agaonidae. Gene Ontology annotation, molecular function: protein binding. The coding region runs from base 349 to 1533 and encodes 394 amino acids.